Messenger RNA from Aethina tumida (small hive beetle), 440 nucleotides. RefSeq names its product larval cuticle protein A2B. The record is from RefSeq and is a predicted model, not a curated record. The transcript is spliced from 3 exons. Gene Ontology annotation, cellular component: extracellular matrix. The annotation marks the transcript as partial. NCBI's taxonomy places the organism in Eukaryota, Metazoa, Arthropoda, Insecta, Coleoptera, Nitidulidae.
AAUUUCCAGCCCAAUCCGUCGUAUCAGUUCGGAUUUGACGUGAAGGACGAUCACUACACUAACUACCAGAACCGCAAGGAACAAAGGGAGGGCAACAAAAUCACCGGAAGCUAUUCGGUGGUCGACUCCGAUGGUUUCAUCAGGACGGUAGCUUAUACCGCCGACCCCAAGGAGGGGUUCAAGGCCGAGGUCACACGGCAGCCGACUGAUAUUGUCGUCAAAAUACCCAAGCCCGAGCCCCAGUACCAGAGACAGCCCCAACAAUACAUUCAGGCGCUUCCUGAAAGGAACGUACAGUACCAACCGCAAGUACAGGCAACACGUCCCGCACCCCAGAAGCCCAAUGUGAUUUACCAAUACCAGUGAAAGGUUCUAGAAUCGUAAUGAUUUAGUUCAAAUAAUAAUUUUUUAUGCUUAUUGUUACUAUAGUUAUUAAUUUA